Molecule: messenger RNA, 701 nt
Organism: Macrosteles quadrilineatus (aster leafhopper)
Lineage: Eukaryota; Metazoa; Arthropoda; Insecta; Hemiptera; Cicadellidae
Exons: 6
Coding region: 110-676 (188 amino acids)
Source: RefSeq, a predicted model, not a curated record
CAUCUGCGCCAACAAAUUAUCUACGUCAUCAGGCGAGCAGUUGGAGUUGGUAGCUUCGCAGCACGAACAUAAACCUUCACCCUACUCGAUUGAGACCGGAAGACGUAGGAUGCUGAAAUAUUUGUUCAUAUUUUCGGCUUUUCCGUUGAUUGUCCUGGCUUCUAGUAUGCCAGUGGGGAAGUGCAAAUACCCUCUGCCCAGCAACCCUGGCCUCGACAUCUCACAGAUCGAAGGAGAGACGUUGAAGUACAUCUACACUCCAACCUCAAUGGUUUACAAAGCGCUUGACAGUAUUUCUAUGGUAAUCAGGAAGUCGAAAAAACAAAAGAAGGUUUAUGCUGAAACCAUCAGAGCCAAGUCAGUCUUUGGUACACCUACGACUAUGAACUUUCUAGUGAAAGACCUUGGAAAUGGAGUGCUCAAGAAGAUCGUCAAAAAAGGGGAGAUGAGCUACAUAGCGUCAAUAGUUGCUAUCAAGGGGGACACCGGGCUAUUGUACGUCUGCAGUGACACUGGCGUGACCGGCGAGGACACCCUGUAUGUGAUCGCUCGCAAAAGUGUCGACCCUCACACUGUGAAACCCCCAACGAAGCUCUUCUCAGCCGCCAUUGAAAAGUUCAACUUUAAUGCAGAAUUCAGAAAACUGCCAGAACGUUUGUCCAUCAAAACUCUUUAAGCCAUUAAAUUUGUGCGUGACACGA